AGUUUUCAUAACAUCCGUUUUACCCGGAAGUUAGGAGUAUUUCCUUAGCUAGCUACUCAUUCAGAUGAAUGCAAAAGUGGUAUUUUGUUUAUUUUCUAGUCGUGUUACUAAGAGAUGGCGUGGAAAAGCAAAGGUUCCCCUCUUCCUCCGGCCUCCUUACACCUCCUCGUCCCGCCAGUCAGACUAAUGUCUGCUUUCAUAUGGCAAAUAGUACAGCAGCACAGUGUGAUGCAGUACGACAAGCUGGUGGACUUCAUCUGUUUGGCGACAGAGAUCGUCCCAGAGCUUCUGAGUCCCAGCCAGAGAGCUCAGCUCAUCCUGGGCCUGAGAGCAAGGCUGGUUCUGGAGCUGUGUCGUGGUGAUGGCGUCGCCAACCUGCAGACCAUCCAGAGUCACCUGGAUAAGAUUCACACCUGCAGCGCUGAACUGAGCUCCACUGAUCAGAUGGCCAAUGGUGAUAUACUGAAGACCUCUUAUACCAACUUUGCCAGCCUGGUUCAGAACCUUUUGAAUGUUCCUUUUGAAAAGGAGUUCUUCUUCCAAGAGGUGUUUCCUACAAACUAUGGCUCUAACUAUGACCAAAGACUGCAGCAGCUGGUGACUGAGUUCCUGUCCAGGCUGGAGCAUCUGCUGCCCGUACCAGACCUGCAACAAACAGCAGCAUGGCUCACAGAAACAACAUCUGUGUCAGAAGAAUUAGGACAGCAUCUGUCUGAACCCUUUGCCCUGAAGACUCUGCUGCUUCAUCACAGACAGUCAGGGACUCUCAGCUCUGCUCCUUCCAGCAGCGAGGGCGAUAUUGUUUUGUCCACUCUUGCCCUCCCUGCUCGAUCUGGAGUGGAACGGUUUACUGAGUCUUACAGUGAGGACGAUGAUUAUGACAAUGAGGAAGAGACCCUGGCAUCGGAAGAUUUAGAAGAAGACUCGAGUCGAAGCUCAGACGCCACUGCAGAUGAUUUGUUGCCAAUUAGGGAAUCAGGUCCUCUGUCGCGUUUGUUCAUCUGCCCUCAGUGUUCAUUCGCUCACCUCCUAAAGAGAAAAGUCCAAGAGCACAUCCAGAGUGAGCACCACGUAAGAGCUCCCAUUCAGAAAAACCUAUCUGUGAAGAAAGCCAGAGCAAAGACCCAGCAGAAAAGUAAAGACAUGACCGGUGAAAAGAACGUAGAAGGCAACUCCGGGAUAAAGAGGAAACAUAAACCAAAAAGUGGUGUUAGAAAAAAGCGGGAACGUAAGCAGAAGAAGGACAACUUAGAAAAUAAGGAACGACGUAGACGGAAAGAGCCUGCGGGGGAUGACAAAAGGUUUCUGAGCACACGACCUGUCAACAAAAACUUCACAGAGGAAGAAACCAAAUGCCUGAAGUGUGAAAAGGUUUUUGAACUUCCAAAUCAACUUAAGACUCACAUGAAGCUUCACAGCUUCGCCUACAGCUGCACCCAAUGCGAGAAGGGAUUCACCAGCUCGUCAGGUUAUUAUCAGCACCAGAGACUCCACAAGAGAGGACGGAUAUUCGUCUGCAGCCAGUGCAACAAGGGAUUCCUGUGCAACUAUUCGCUCAAGCAACAUGAACGCCUGCAUGAAGGCCCCAGCAACCUGUGUACGAUCUGUGGGAAAGGGUUCAGCAAAGCAGGGAUCACAAGACACAUGCAGAUGCACAAAGGGGAGAAGAAUUACUUGUGCACCACAUGUGGGAAGUCCUUUUUGUCUUCCGGGGAGCUGCUGCUGCACACUCGGUCCCACACGGGCGAGAUGCCGUAUACCUGCACACACUGCGGGAAGGGUUUCUCCAGCAAGAGUCACCUGAUUGUGCACACACGCUCUCACACAGGGGAGCGUCCGUACCUGUGCUCGGAGUGCCCGAAGCGUUUCCUUACACUGAACUGCCUGAAAAGACACACACUCAGCCACAAUGGGGUGAAACCAUUUAAGUGUCCAAACUGUGAGAAAGAAUUUUCCCAGAAGGGGAACCUGAAAAGACAUUUGGCAACUCAUAAACUUGACACGUAAUGUGAGGUUGUUAGAAAGGAGAAUGUAGUCAUAAAUAAUGCCUUGUCUAGUUUUUUGAAAACCCCAAAUGAAGUAUUAUUGUGUAAUCAGUAGUAACAAUUGGAAAGUAAAGUAUUUGAAUUAUUGAAUUAUUUAAAUUCCUCUUAUCUGCUUAGGUUUCUUCAUUACAUCCAGUUACCAAACUUGUGCAUUUUAGCAGCUGGUUACAAUCACCAAUACUGAUGUCAUUGUUUUGUUUUAGGAUCCUGCUUUGCAUCACCUUUUUUUUGCCUUUUUCUCCAAAUUCUGCACCCAACUUCGCCUGACAGUCGUAAGUCAUAUUAAACUGUGAGCAAAAUA
This is a messenger RNA of Sander lucioperca (pikeperch), 2346 nucleotides long. Its product is annotated as zinc finger protein 2 homolog. The record is from RefSeq and is a predicted model, not a curated record. Gene Ontology annotation, molecular function: DNA-binding transcription factor activity; RNA polymerase II cis-regulatory region sequence-specific DNA binding. Bases 115 to 2007 code for a protein of 630 amino acids. The transcript is spliced from 8 exons. NCBI's taxonomy places the organism in Eukaryota, Metazoa, Chordata, Actinopteri, Perciformes, Percidae. Gene Ontology annotation, biological process: regulation of transcription by RNA polymerase II.